This is a messenger RNA of Cyprinus carpio (common carp), 2123 nucleotides long. It is a transcript of the gene nfya, whose product is annotated as nuclear transcription factor Y, alpha. Gene Ontology annotation, cellular component: CCAAT-binding factor complex. Gene Ontology annotation, molecular function: RNA polymerase II cis-regulatory region sequence-specific DNA binding; DNA-binding transcription factor activity, RNA polymerase II-specific. The record is from RefSeq and is a predicted model, not a curated record. NCBI's taxonomy places the organism in Eukaryota, Metazoa, Chordata, Actinopteri, Cypriniformes, Cyprinidae. The transcript has 10 exons. Gene Ontology annotation, biological process: regulation of transcription by RNA polymerase II. Bases 262 to 1302 code for a protein of 346 amino acids.
GGCGUUUGAGCUACUGGUCAUCGCGGUUUUUUCCGAGUGCGCCAUUUUGGCUCCUGAGCGAGACGCGUCGUGUGAUUGGGCUCCAGACGCCGCUAUCGGAGCCAAUCAGAGGUGCAUCGCGCGGCGGCGCAGACGGGAGACGGAGUUUAAAAAAAAAUUACAGAAGCAUUCAAUUGUAAACAUUGUCUUUGAGAAAAAGUAUCAAACUUCAGUUCCGUGCUGAUCUCAUAACUCAUAACCCACAGCAGUCAGACGGCAAACAUGGAGCAGUACACCACCACCACGACAAAUAAUGGAGAGCAGAUAGUGGUGCAGGCCAGCAGUGGACAGAUCCAACAACAGGGUACAGUGACUGCGGUGCAGUUGCAGACUGAGCCUCAGGUAGGCCAGACUGCAGCCCAGCAGGUCCUUCAGGUAGUCCAAGGGCAGCCUCUUAUGGUACAAGUCAGUGGGGGUCAGCUCAUCACUUCCUCUGGGCAGCCCAUAAUGGUACAGGCCAUGACAGGAGGACAAGGUCAAACCAUCAUGCAAGUACCGGUAUCUGGUACACAGGGGCUGCAGCAGAUUCAAUUGGUACAGCCCAGUCAAAUCCAGCUUCCUGGUGGACAGACAUUACAGCUACAGGGUCAGCAGGGACAGACCCAACAGAUCAUCAUUCAACAGCCACAGACCGGAGUCACUGCGGGACAGAACCAGGGUCAGCAGCAGAUCACUGUACAGGGCCAGCAUGUGGCUCAAACCGCUGAAGGACAGACCAUCGUUUACCAGCCUGUUAAUGCGGACGGGACCAUCCUACAGCAGGGAAUGAUCACCAUUCCAGCUGCAUCUUUAGCAGGAGCUCAGUUAGUCUCAGCUGGAUCCAACACAAACACCACCAACACCGGUCAGGGCACGGUGACCGUCACUCUUCCCAUGGCAGGAAACAUGGUCAAUGCUGGAGGAAUGGUCAUGAUGGUCCCAGGGGGUGGUGGGUCAGUUCCCACCAUGCAGCGCAUUCCUCUUCCUGGAGCAGAGAUGCUGGAGGAGGAACCUCUCUACGUCAACGCUAAACAGUAUCACAGGAUCCUCAAGAGGAGACAAGCCCGUGCCAAACUAGAAGCUGAGGGCAAAAUACCAAAAGAGAGAAGAAAAUACCUGCACGAGUCCCGUCAUCGUCAUGCCAUGGCCAGGAAGCGUGGAGACGGUGGGCGUUUCUUCUCUCCGAAGGAAAGGGAAGAAAUGGCCAUGCAGGCCCUUAAGGUGAGCGAGGGGCUUGAGCUCAGCUGUCAUUGGCCAGCCACCUCUGCCCCGCCUCUGGGGUAAACUAUCGAAUCCCAGCCUGUGUCCGACCCGAGAGACUGUAUGCACCUAAUUUAAUUUAGACCAUCCAUACCCUGCGGCUCUGUGUCUGAGCUACCUCAUGCGUCUUUGGCACACUCAUGUCCAAACUGUCUCUGUCUGUGAGUUAACUGACAUUUCCAUCCAGUUAAACUGAACAUGCAUACUAAGAUCUUAGUAUAUAUGUUCUAGCAUAUAGUAUACAAUGUACAGAUGAAACCCCAUGUUUGUAACUUCUAUGCUGCCUUGUAGCAGUUUUACUACUUCUAAUAAAUCCAUUAUUAGGUGCAUAUCUUUAUCUGCAGUAUAUUUGAACUCUGGUGAUUGGAAGUGGCUUCUUUCAAAAAGCUUCAGUUGUAAACAUGGGUGAUUAGCACAUUUUAUCCUGUCACUGUUAAAGGUUUCUUAUCUUAAAUGUCUGACUGCCACUUAAAAAGGAAAUCUUCAGCCUUGACGUCUUUGUUCUGUCUGCAUUUCUGCUGUUUGUCCUACCAUGCUGUAUUUCUACCCAGACUGCUUGUGAUACUCACUGGAUGCUGCGAUGCUUUAAGCGGUGUUUAUUUCUCCUUUUUAUCAUCUUACUGGUAUGAAUAGCCAUUCAAAAUGAUCUGUUUUCAUUUGUGAUGUAUGGCUUGGCUUGCACCCUUCAAUGCUCUUCUGUCUUUGCCUAGAGCUGUGGCUUUACUAUUGCUUUUGCCAUUUUAUGUUUCUUACAGUGGGCUGUAUGUGGGCUCUUGUUUGCAUUUCUGUUUGUUACUUGAUGAUAUAUAUGCCCUUUUUAUGCAAAUAAACCUUUGUUCAUGUCU